GUGAUAGGUAAUAACUGGGUGAGAAGAAUGUUUUUGUCUCUUCCUACGUUGACUGUCCUUAUUCCACUGGUCUCAUUAGCAGGACUGUUCUACUCAGCCUCUGUGGAAGAAAACUUCCCGCAGGGCUGCACUAGCACAACUAGCCUAUGUUUUUACAGUCUGCUCUUACCGAUUACCAUACCAGUUUAUGUGUUCUUCCACCUUUGGACUUGGAUGGGUAUUAAACUCUUCAGGCAUAAUUAAUGCAACCAAGCCAAAAUGGUAUAUACAUUAAUGAUAUGUCUUGAGUAUCUAACUCUGAAAGCUCAACUAAACUGCAAGGAAAUACUGGAAACCCACUUAAUUUGCAGGAAAGAUGCUUUACCUUGCUUCUGUCAGAGGCUUAGAAACUAUGGAAGCCUUAAGCUGCAGAAGCAUCUUUUAUUGUACUUUGGUUCUGCAUUGUUUGUCAAAGGUUCUAAUUUAUAACUGCUGUACUGGAAGAAACAUUUUAACAGAGUAUGUUUUUUGGAAAUUAACAGCACCAACUAUCAUCUGAUGACUUUAUUUUUUAUCCCACUCAUCUAAAAGUUAAUUUGAAACCUUGUUUUAGAAUCAAAGUCUUUGGUAAAGUCACACGUUACAGAUGACUGAAAUAAUUCCAAAGGAGCUAUGUUGGAGUAGUUGUAGAGAAAUGCAUUUGAACUAAUAUGAUAUAAAACUGUAUAAUAAAAUGAAAUUUCAUGGACUUGCAGAAA
Pteropus alecto (black flying fox) is the source of this 737-nucleotide messenger RNA. RefSeq names its product phosphatidylinositol glycan anchor biosynthesis class Y (gene PIGY). The transcript has a single exon. The record is from RefSeq and is a predicted model, not a curated record. The coding region runs from base 28 to 243 and encodes 71 amino acids. Lineage: Eukaryota; Metazoa; Chordata; Mammalia; Chiroptera; Pteropodidae.